AGACUAAAUCUGAAGUUGGUUGCAGAAACUCUCCUCUGUCGCUCAGGCUCCACUUUCAUUUGCAUCCAGCUCUGAUUGCACGGUUACAACGUUCAGUCUAACAUUACUGAGGUUCAGUCUAACAUUACUGAGGUUCAGUCUAACAUUACUGAGGUUCAGUCUAACCUCGGCUCUCUGUUCGAGGUAAAUUACAUGUGUUUGUGCUGGAUGUGCAGGGAGGAGCGGCUGGGUGCGGCGCAUCUCUGCAGCUAUUAAUAACCAUCACAGCCUUUAUGUCAACCCAGAUCAGGCUGUUUAUCAGAUUCCCUUAUAAAUUUGGUUUGCUCCAAUAAACUUAAAAUAUAUGCUGCAAUAAAAACCUCUUAAGUUUCUUUAUUAAUAAUCUCUAACAACAUUUCUAAACAAAGCUGGUCUGGCAGCUGAUGUUAAAUUAAAAACACAACCAGUAUCUAAAAUAUUAUUGAUCCUGCUUCAUAUAAAGGUUCUCAAUGCUUUGAUCACAUUUUAAUUACUGCACAUUUUAAUAAAGCUCUGUUUCAGUUGCUAUUUGUUCAUUCAGCUCCGACAGUCAGAAAUAACCUGAACUAGUUUUAAAGUAAUCAGACCCAUUAAUAGGACAAAAUGUGUCAGAAUGUCCAACAGGUGAAGUAAUCAGUUCAUGUUUCACCCCACAGUGAUUAAGCUCUGAUUUCUCCCUCAUGUGUGGAAAGUUCUCCCUCGUUCUUCUUCUCCUGGUUUGGAUAAAUCACUCGUCUUCCUCCACCUCCUCUUCUAGAAAGCGUUCCCUGCGUGAGGCUCCGCCCCCUUCCCUCCCUCCUGAUCCGUCCAGCCGCCCUGUCAGUCUGGGUCCAGACCGUUUCUGAAGCUGAAGGAAAGAUGUCGCUCCGCAGCCUGCUGGCUCUGCUGGGACUCCUCUUCCUCUGCAAAGGUGAGUCCGGCACCGAGGAGCCCUGUGAUAACUUCACGGACCUGGACCUGUCCCACUGCUUCAUGGGGACCAGCCUGUACGUCCGCCUGCUGCUCUACACGCGCUCCAACCCGGACUGCGGCCGUGAGGUCGCCCACCACCGCCUGUCCUCCCAGCCGCUCCUGGACCUGCGGCGCCCCACCGCCUUCGUCAUCCACGGCUACCGGCCCACCGGGGCGCCGCCCAUCUGGAUCAACCGCAUCGUGCGCCUGCUGGCCGAGCAGGAGGACAUGAACGUCAUCGUGGUGGACUGGAACCGAGGAGCGGCCAACCUCAACUACUUCACCGCCGUGACCUACACCAGGGAGGCGGCGCUCAACCUGACGGGCUUCAUCAGAACCAUGGAGGAGGAAGGCGCCUCUCUGAGCUCCAUCCAUCUCAUCGGCGUCAGCCUGGGAGCUCACCUGGCCGGGUUUGUGGGAGCGAACCUGAAGGGAGCGAUCGGCCGCAUCACAGGUUUGGACCCAGCCGGGCCGAUGUUCACCAGCGCCACCCCGGAGGAGCGGCUGGACCCGUCGGACGCCAUGUUUGUGGACGUUCUGCACACCGACAUGAACUCGUUCGGGCUCCGAGGAGCUCACGGCCACAUUGAUUUCUACGCCAACGGUGGAAUCGACCAACCAGGAUGCCCCAAAACCAUCUUCUCAGGUAAAUCGUACUUUGUGUGCGACCACCAGCGCUCCGUGUUCCUGUUCCUGUGUGCCCUGAACCGGACCUGCCGGCUCACUGGAUACCCCUGCUCCUCCUACAGCCGCUUCCUGGAUGGACAGUGUCUGCAGUGUGACGCCUUCAAGCCAGCUUCCUGUCCUGUGCUCGGCUACAACAUCAGCCAGUGGAGAGACGCUCUGGUGAAGAUGGGACAGACCAAAGUCUUCUUCAGCACCACGGCCGCCCUGCCCUACCAGAAGCUGAGCUACAGAGUGGACAUGGUGACCUGGAACCAGUACCUGCGCUGGGGGGUCGUCUACAUCCGCCUGCACAGCGGCAGGAACUUCACAGAGGCCCAGAUAGACCAUAAGCUGCAGCGACUGGAGCAGUACACCUCCACUCGGCUGCUGGCCCAGUUCGACGAGGAUCUGCAGAACGUCCAGAAGAUCUCCAUGAGGAUCAACACCGGGAACAUCAUCGGCCCUCGCUACAAGAUCAGGCUGCUGAGGAUUCGCUUCACUCCGCUGGAGCGACCCGACAGGCCGGUGAUGUGCCGCUUCGACAUCAUCAUGGAGGAAAACACAGAGGUGGCGUUCAGACCUCUGCCCUGCGACUCUCGCCUCUGACGUUUCCAUGGAAACCAACCCGACUGAAACCCGGGUCGGACUCGGCUCUGACUGGUGACCUGCCGCCGCUGUCGGUCGCCCCUGGUAACCAGAACCAGGAAGUGGACCGUUGAUGCUGAGGACAGAUUAGAACCAGAGAUGAAACUCUGGAUUAUUAAUCCAGUCGGCUUCAGUUACUCAGUGGCUGCAGAGGCUCGUUUAAUAAAGAGGUCCGUUAAAGACUUAGCUGCUAAACAGAGAACUACAUAUUCAUUACAUUCAUGCAGUCUGUUCAUUGGCUGCAUGUUACCUUUUAAAGUAGCCUUGAUAAUUAUCUCUGAAGCUGUUUUUUGGCGACUGGCUGCUGCUUUACUCAGGUUAAACACACAGAAACUCAAUAAACUCAGCAAAGAACCAGUUUAAACUGGAUCUUUAGUUAGCAGCAGCUCAUCACAAAGACAAAAACUAUGAUUUUUCAUGUCAUUUUAGGAAGGUAGAUAAUUUGCAGUUGACCAGAAUCUGUUCAUUUUUAGCUUGAUCCAUCCUUACUAAUGACCUGCCCGCUGGAAAAUCACUAAUUUCAUCAGCAAACACUCUUCAGUGUGGAAGGAAAGGUGUCAAAUCAAAUGAAACACAAAAGCAGCAGGAAGUUUAAACUGUUCAUUCACGCAGAGAGCUGAUGAACGUUUCACUGCUUUUCAUUUCAUAUUUACAGUUUUAGAUGUUUCCUGUUUGACGUUGCAGGUAACAAGGACUUUUUGCCAAUUUGAUAAAAUACCAAAUUGUAGUCAUAAGAUGCAGAAAUGUAUUUUUAUAGUUUAAUUACUAAUAAAAACUCAUGACAGGAAUGAAAAUCUGAAUAUGGUGCGUUACUUAUCUAUCUUCACUUUUACAGUCUGAACUAAAAAGUACCAAUAUCUCAUGAUCUGCUAAAUGUCUUAACUCUUCCUGUCCAGAUUAUGAGAAUGUUUGAAGCCAUGUUGCUGUUUAUUUCUAGAAACUUCAGAUCAGUCUCAGGAUUGUAAAAACACAUUUCUUCUAUCUGUGCCUUUUUUUCAGCAGCUAUGACUAUUUUUAAUCUGCGGCUCCUUUUAAAGAUCCAUCUGAAGAUGCUAACAUUUCUGCUGCAGUGAUGUGAGGAAUCCUACUAGGACGUUAUUAGUAGUGAAUGUGACACACUGAGCAGCAGAUUCUCUUCUGUACGAUUUAUAGAAAAUAUCUGCUUUUUUGUGCAUUAUUUUCACACUGUGUCAAAAAAUACAAUAAAAACCAAUGAAUCAA
Poecilia latipinna (sailfin molly) is the source of this 3501-nucleotide messenger RNA. RefSeq names its product lipase, member Ib (gene lipib). Lineage: Eukaryota; Metazoa; Chordata; Actinopteri; Cyprinodontiformes; Poeciliidae. The record is from RefSeq and is a predicted model, not a curated record. Gene Ontology annotation, molecular function: glycerophospholipase activity. Gene Ontology annotation, biological process: lipid catabolic process. The transcript is spliced from 10 exons. The coding region runs from base 877 to 2241 and encodes 454 amino acids.